Coccomyxa subellipsoidea C-169 is the source of this 1038-nucleotide messenger RNA. Its product is annotated as Metallo-dependent phosphatase. Gene Ontology annotation, molecular function: 2',3'-cyclic-nucleotide 2'-phosphodiesterase activity; ADP-ribose diphosphatase activity; CDP-glycerol diphosphatase activity. Lineage: Eukaryota; Viridiplantae; Chlorophyta; Trebouxiophyceae; Coccomyxaceae. The coding region runs from base 1 to 1038 and encodes 345 amino acids. The record is from RefSeq and is a predicted model, not a curated record. The transcript has 6 exons.
AUGCUUGACUUUUCAGGUCCAGCGAGCUGCAGUGGCCGCCUGUUCUCCUUCGGGGUGAUAUCUGACAUUCAGUACGCCAACAUAGAGAAUGGGUUCUCCUUCAAAAAGGUCCCACGGUACUACAGGGAAGCACUGCCAGCACUGCAGAGAGCUGUCCAGAUGUGGAAGAAACGGGAUGUGGACUUUGGCAUCCAUUUUGGCGACAUAAUUGACGGCUACCACCCGAAGGAUCAGUCCCUGGCCGCCCUGGAUACUAUCACGGCAGCCUUUGACGUGCUGGGCAAACCCCAUUGGCAUAUGAUUGGCAACCACUGCCUCUACAACCUCCCCCGCAAUGUGCUGAACGAGCGGCUGAACAUGGGGGGACCGGGGGGCGCGAGCUACUAUGCCUUCAGCCCCCACCCGGCCUGGCGCAUAGUGGUGCUGGAUGGCUAUGAUGUGUCCCUGCUGGGCUGGCCGGAGCAGCACCCACUGCACCAGCAGGCGCGGAGCAUCCUGGCCGAGCGCAACCCCAACCAGGAGAAGAACAGCCCGGACGGUUUGGAGGGCCCCGCGCGGCGCUUUGUCAAGUUUGGGGGAGGCGCAAGCGAUGCGCAGCUGGAGUGGCUGCGGCAGACGCUGGCGGCGGCGGCUGCCGGGGGCCAGCGAGUCAUCCUGUGCUGCCACCUGGCGCUGCACCCUGGCACCUGCCCGGGGGCGUGCCUGCUGUGGAACUACGAGGAAGUCCUCCAAGCCUGCUGGCAGGCCGGCAAUGUUGUUGCCACCUUCUCUGGCCAUGCGCAUGAGGAUGGCUAUGCGGUGGAUGAGCAUGGAGUGCACCACCGGGUGCUGAGCGCAGUUGUGGAGACAGCUCCCGGGCGCGACUGCUUUGGCAUCAUCAGCGUGUUCAGCGACCGGCUGGAGCUGCAGGGCUUCGACCGGCUGGCCUCUGCCACCAUGCAGUUUUGCGCAGAGUUUUGCGCAGAGCCUGCGGAUAAGGAAAAUAAGGAGCAGCAGCUUCUUGGAUGUGCCUCCCAGCCAAGCACUGUGGCAUCGUGA